UGUCUCCAUACAGCAGCGCAGAUCUACAAGAAGCACACACGGACUGUCUGAGCUCUGCAUCUUUUUUUACCUUAAUAAUAUUUAUAUUGUCUAUUUAUUUAUUUAUUUAUUUGUCUGUUUGUCAAUCGGGAUCGUUUUGCGCACUGGCUGUAAUUCGCGUUUAUUAAUCCGCAUCCCAUCAAGGACACUCGAUCGACCAAAGUAACUCGCACAUCUCCACAUCUGUCAGAAAGAAGAUCAGCCUGAACACAGACCUGCUGCACAGACGGAGAUAAUCGGAGUUGUUGUUGUUGUUGUUGUUGUUGUGCUGUUUUCCGUCAUCAUGCCCAGUCUGCGUCAGUCCUACAACGUGACGGUGCUGGAGGAUGCGCCGGCCUCCGCGUUCCCAUUCAGCAAAGCCGAGCGCAGGAAAACCGGCUCCGUGUCGCGCUCCAUGCUGGUCUCCACAUUUGUGGGGCUCAUUAUUAACCAAGCGAAGAACUCUAAGAAUGCUCAGGGACUUGUGGGCCUGAGGAACCUGGGGAACACUUGCUUCAUGAACUCCAUCCUGCAGUGUCUGAGUAAUACACACGACCUGCGUGACUACUGUCUGCGCAACACACACCGUACGGACCUCAACAACAACUGCAGGGCCAAGGCGGCGCUCAUGGAGGAGUUUGCGAAGCUCACACAGACACUGUGGACGUCAGCGAGUCAUGAAGCAAUCAGCCCUUCUGACUUCAAAACUCAGAUUCAGAAGUAUGCUCCUCGCUUCGUGGGAUACAAUCAGCAAGAUGCUCAGGAGUUCCUGCGUUUCCUUCUGGACGGACUCCAUAACGAAGUGAACAGGGGGUCGCUGAGGCCAAAAGCAUCUAUAGAGGACUUCGACCACCUCUCGGAUGAUGAGAAAGCCAAGAAGAUGUGGAACAGGUACCUGGAGAGAGAAGACAGCAAAGUAGUCGAUUUAUUUGUGGGCCAGCUGAAGAGUUCACUGACCUGCAACGAGUGUGGCUUCUGUUCUACCGUAUUCGACCCAUUUUGGGACCUGUCUUUACCUAUCGCCAAGAGCUCUGGUGAGGUGACGCUGCUCGAUUGCCUUCGGCUUUUCACUAAGGAGGACGUACUAGAUGGCAUUGAGAAACCAACAUGCCAGAGGUGUAAAGCCAGACGGAAAUGCACAAAGAAAUUCACCAUCCAGAAAUUCCCAAAAGUCCUUGUGCUUCAUCUGAAACGCUUCUCGGAUACUCGUCUCAAAACAGCCAAGCUGUCCACAUUUGUCAACUUUCCCAUUAAAGAACUGGAUCUGUGUGAAUUUGCUUCAGACAACAGCACGCAUGCAGUUUAUAACCUGUACGCCGUGUCCAAUCACACCGGCACAGCUCUGGGUGGCCAUUACACCGCAUAUUGCCGAAACCCUUCCACAGGAGAGUGGUACUCCUACAACGACUCCAGGGUAAGUCCAAUGUCCUCCAGCCAGGUGCGCAGCAGUGACGCCUAUGUGCUCUUCUAUGAGAUUGCCAACUCCUCACGGUUGUGAUCCAGUCUCCAGCCUUAAAGAUGGACUUUAAAGUCUUGGACUUACCUGGGUCAAAAAACUGGUCUGGUCUGGGACUUUUUUCAUCAGAAGACUGUGAGCCACAUACUGAGAUUGUUUUCCUGAACAAAGGCUCACAGUUAACUGAACUGAGAUUGGGCCUGCUUGAUUCUUAGAAGUCUGGAACUUGAGACACAGCCCUGAUUGAGCUUCCAUAAAAGGGCUUCCCUGUCCCAUACUCUCCUGAUGAAAACUGCUGCUGUUCAGGGCACAGGGAUGAAAACACACUCCUCAUGGGGAAAGACAGAAACUGUACACUACCUCGCAUAAUGAGCAGGACUCUGUGUGUGUGUGUGUGUGUGUGUGUGUGUGUGUGGGCAAAAGAAUGUCAAAGAACUAUGCACUCUGUAUCUAAAGCUUCAAAGUCGCUCAUCAUGACACUUUAUUUUUCCUAAAAUGUUCAUGUAUUUAAGAGAUGUGGGUCCAUAUUUAAAUAUGGAUCACAACAGGAAAUUACUUUAAAGGUAUACUUGGGCAAAAAGAAAACGUUUUCUUUUACCAAAGUGUCCUGGAUCACCAUGUUUGGUGUUUAAUAUUUGCAGUUGUGCUACAUGGCUAAUUAAGCUAACAUGAAAUAAAAGUAUAUGUCACCCAGAAUCAUUUUACAAAGUUCUGCCUUUACAAAGCUGUUUAUCUUGCUUAGAUCAGUGUUCGUUGCCCUGUGAUGGAUUGGUGAACUUUCCAGGGUGUGUCUUGGUCCCAGUGUUUCCAGGUGCUAUAUGCACCAAAUCUGUGACUAAGAUAAAGCGACAAUAAUUUUUUUAAUGAAUGAAUACAUUAUUGAAUUUUGCUGUACAGUAUAGUCAUGUGCUAUACAUCUGGAUAGCAGUGUUGGGUUGCUUUUCACAAAUGUAUUCAUUUAAACAUGAGCUACUUGUUAGUUACAUUAGCUUCAUAGCUCUGGUACAAAACUAAAGAAGCAUUUUGCAUACUCAGCUACAUUGUGGGUACAGUCACGGGUGUAAACUGAAUUUUUACACCUAAUUGGUUAAUUAAAGCAGAGUUAUUAAAAAACCUUUAAUAACACAAGGAGUCACAAGGAGUGUGUGUAUGUGUGUAUGUGUGCUUUUUUUAUUUAUUUAUGAAGUACAAAUUGUGAAUGUAUGUACCUGAGUCACUGUAAGGCCUCCAUGUUUGAGGUUUCAGAUGAGUCAGUGAACUGAAUUGUGAUCAUGUGACUAAGUGUGAGUCUUAUUAAUGGGGCUCUGCGUUAGGUACGUUUGGCUUUAUGAAAGCCAAAUAGAUGUAAAUAUCAAUAAAUUAAUUAAAUUCAUACAGAA
Messenger RNA from Trichomycterus rosablanca, 2853 nucleotides. RefSeq names its product ubiquitin carboxyl-terminal hydrolase 2-like. The record is from RefSeq and is a predicted model, not a curated record. Gene Ontology annotation, molecular function: cysteine-type deubiquitinase activity. NCBI's taxonomy places the organism in Eukaryota, Metazoa, Chordata, Actinopteri, Siluriformes, Trichomycteridae. The transcript is spliced from 12 exons. Bases 323 to 1516 code for a protein of 397 amino acids. Gene Ontology annotation, cellular component: cytoplasm. Gene Ontology annotation, biological process: protein deubiquitination.